AUGAUCUCGCAGGAGGAGCCACAGCAGCAGCAGCCCCAGGCAUCGACCCCACCGCAACCACCACCGCCGCCGCCACCGCCACCGUACCCGCUUGGUGUGGCCCUUCCGCCGGAAUACACUCCACCACCCGAUAGCCAACAGACGCGUACGUCAUCACCGCCACAAGAACAGCCUUGUGACACCGACGACAUGUACGAUGACCAUAUCAGCUUUCUUCGCACCGUCAAGGCGUUUCGGUCGUACCGAAAGCAGGCAUUAGCCGCACGUGACACACGGCUACAGAACUUCUUGAAAUUCCAUCAGCAACACAAACAGUCUCUUUGUAUCGAUCUGGACUCCAUGUUUUCUACCUACCUGGAUUGUAUAGAGACGAACAGCCGUUUUUUUGAAUCCGUCUGCAACGCUUCGACGGAACUGUUCGACACUUACUGGCCGAUGGGUACCACCGUGCAGAUGGAAGACGUUCCUCCGCCUACUGCCCUAGACCUCGACAAGGUCUUUUCCACCCUGCGGCAAUUUGUGCGUGACUGGUCGGCAGAAGGGGCGCCGGAACGCGACUCGGUGUACCUGCCUAUUCUCUCCACGCUGGAGGAGUGUUUCCCCAACCUGGAGGGGCGUGCGUAUGCGAGGAUUCUCGUUCCCGGUGCUGGGCUGUGCCGCCUUACGGUUGAGCUCGCGUUGCGGGGCUUCGCUGCACAGGCGAAUGAGUUCAGCUACCACAUGCUCAUUGCGGGACACUACAUUCAAAAUCACGUCGUCUCCUCGUGUCAACACAAGAUACACCCGUACGUUGACAACACCAGCAAUAUGGUGAACCGUGAGGACCAGUUUGCGGAGGUGCUUAUCCCUGACCUCUGCGCCGCUGAGGCUAUUGACCAGCUGCGUGAGGGCCAGCACGUAUCCUUCGGUGAACUCUCCAUGGUUGCGGGUGACUUCACGGAGGUGUACGCAAAGGAGCACCAGCGAAAGAGCUGGAGUGCCGUGGCAACGUGCUUCUUCAUUGACACUGCUCACAACAUUGUGGAAUACAUGGAGAUUAUUUACAAUCUGCUCACACCCGGAGGGUACUGGGUGAAUGUUGGACCGCUGCUGUACCACUUUGCGGACUCGUCCGAUGACGUGUCGAUUGAACUGUCACUCGGGGAGGUACUCACAGUGGCGCAGCGCAUCGGUUUUGUUCUUAUCCGCCCGCCGACAUUCAUUGACACAACCUACACAAAUAAUCAUCGAAGCAUGAAGCAGCUGGUGUAUCGCUGCGCCUUUUUCUUACUACAACGGCCGCUGACGGAAGCAAAGGAGCGGGAGCAGCAGCAUGGAAAGCUGACGGUGGACAAGAUAUAA
Trypanosoma grayi is the source of this 1341-nucleotide messenger RNA. RefSeq lists its product as hypothetical. Bases 1 to 1341 code for a protein of 446 amino acids. The record is from RefSeq and is a predicted model, not a curated record. Lineage: Eukaryota; Euglenozoa; Kinetoplastea; Trypanosomatida; Trypanosomatidae. The transcript has a single exon. Gene Ontology annotation, molecular function: S-adenosylmethionine-dependent methyltransferase activity.